This is a messenger RNA of Entamoeba nuttalli P19, 89 nucleotides long. Its product is annotated as threonine dehydratase, putative. The annotation marks the transcript as partial. The transcript has a single exon. The record is from RefSeq and is a predicted model, not a curated record. NCBI's taxonomy places the organism in Eukaryota, Evosea, Mastigamoebida, Endamoebidae.
AUGACAGAAGGAAGUGAAUACUUAAAAGUUCCACAUGAUGUUGUUGGAGAUAUUCCAAAUACAGAAUGUCCAAUUACAAUUAGUGAUGU